Messenger RNA from Emiliania huxleyi CCMP1516, 963 nucleotides. RefSeq lists its product as hypothetical. The transcript has 5 exons. NCBI's taxonomy places the organism in Eukaryota, Haptophyta, Isochrysidales, Noelaerhabdaceae. The record is from RefSeq and is a predicted model, not a curated record. The annotation marks the transcript as partial. Gene Ontology annotation, biological process: peptidyl-arginine methylation. Gene Ontology annotation, molecular function: protein-arginine N-methyltransferase activity.
GAGAGCGAUGCGUCGUACUUUGCUUCGUAUUCGCGGCUGGCCAUCCACGAGGAGAUGCUCUCGGACGCCGUCCGCACCGACGGCUACCGGCACGCCAUCGAGAGCAACGGUGGCUUGCUGCAGGGCAAGGUCGUGCUCGACGUCGGCUGCGGCUCCGGCGUCCCCUCCAUGCUCAUUGGGAAUCGAGAGAGCGCAGCCUGCAUCCUCUCCAUGUUCGCCGCGCGGGCGGGCGCGAGGCUUGCCAUCGGGGUCGACGCCUCGGACAUCAUCGAGCAGGCGCGCGCCGUGGUGGCGCAUAACCAGCUGGCGGACCGCGUGCAGCUGCACCACUCCUUGUCAAUUGCUUCUAAGGCGCUCGAUCUGCCGGCGCCGUUGGAGAGAGUGGACUUCCUCGUGAGCGAGUGGAUGGGGUACGGGCUGCUCUACGAGUCGAUGCUGCCCACGCUCAUCCACGCGCGCGACCGCUUCCUCGCGCCCGGCGGUGCGGUGCUGCCGUCGGCGUGUUCGCUGCUGCUCGUGGGGUCGAGCCACAACCGACUCGCCUUCUUCGACGACGUGUACGGCUUGUCCCCUCCUAGAAGCGGAAUGCGCCUUCUUGUCUUCCAACUCGCGCUCGAGAGGGCACGUGUGCUCACGGAUGAGGCCACGCUGCGAACGUUUGCGAUGCUGACUGUGACGGACGCAGACCUCGAUUUCACCGCUCCGUUUGCGCUGACCGCGCACACCGCCGGCGAGCCGCGCUGCUUGUUGCGCAGCCUCGUGCUCCACUUUGACACCGACUUUGACCUCACCGCGCACGGAGGGACCUCUUCCCGCUUCCGCACGUCGCCCGGCUCGCCGCCGACACACUGGAAGCAGACGGUCCUCUACUUGCGCCGGCCGCUGCCCCUCGCCGCGGGCGCGCGCGUCGAGGGGACGCUCUCGCUCUCGCGCAACGGCAACUACGAGCGCGGGUAUGACAUC